This is a messenger RNA of Triplophysa dalaica, 513 nucleotides long. It is a transcript of the gene lepb, whose product is annotated as leptin b. Gene Ontology annotation, biological process: signal transduction. Gene Ontology annotation, molecular function: hormone activity. The record is from RefSeq and is a predicted model, not a curated record. Gene Ontology annotation, cellular component: extracellular region. NCBI's taxonomy places the organism in Eukaryota, Metazoa, Chordata, Actinopteri, Cypriniformes, Nemacheilidae. The transcript is spliced from 2 exons. The coding region runs from base 1 to 513 and encodes 170 amino acids.
AUGCACUCGUCGCUGAUCUUUUGCUCAAUCUUAAUGGCAGCCCUGGUGGCCCUCACUGUGAGCCGACCCACAGCAACGCUGGACAUGAUCCGGAUCAUGGGUCGAACCACCAUCAACAGAAUUAAAAAAAUUAAAGAUGAGCACUUCCGGAUGUCUCCUGAAAUUUACUUUCCUGGUCCUGACAUUGACACGCCCAUUGACUGUCUCACUUCUGUCAUUAUUCACCUGAGAUACCUGCAACUAAGGCUCCAAGGGCCCCCAGCCCAGCAUUUGCGUCAGGUUCAAGUGGACCUGGAAACUCUCCUUAGCACAUUAGAGGGACUAGCCAUAUCACACGGAUGUCCCCUUCCCAACCAAGAGACCCUGGUGCAUAAAGCUGAAACGGCUUUCCCGUUCACCUUCAACUACCUGUACCUCAUGGAGCUCCAAAGGUUCCUGGAUAAACUCUGCCUGAACAUGGAGAAACUAAAACAAUGCAAAGACACAGAUGUGGCCGAGACACUUGCGUUCUGA